Opisthorchis viverrini is the source of this 1643-nucleotide messenger RNA. RefSeq lists its product as hypothetical. The record is from RefSeq and is a predicted model, not a curated record. The transcript is spliced from 9 exons. The coding region runs from base 1 to 1443 and encodes 480 amino acids. Lineage: Eukaryota; Metazoa; Platyhelminthes; Trematoda; Opisthorchiida; Opisthorchiidae.
AUGGGAGAUGAACGUUGUGAACUAGCUGACGGCGAAAAGCGUGUGGAAUUCGAACGCACUAUCAAGAAAAAUGAAUUACAGUUAUACAGAAAUCAGAUGCAGCAGAAUUGCCCUGCACUGUUCGAAGCUAAUCGUCUGAGAGAAAGAAAAAGACAAGAAUGUGCAUUCUUGACGAACCUAAAAAAGGUAGCAUGGAAUCUGCCCUUCAUUCGCGACUUUAAAAUCAAGGAAGAUUCAAAUGCAAAACUUCGAAUUGAUAUUAAAGAAAGUGAGGAGGAACUCGCUAAGUUCUUGAGAGAACAGGACGAUCUACGAGAGAACAUCUACCGGAAACGCUUACAGUUGAGAAACUCGGAGCCUGAACUUCGAAAGCUAGCUGAUCAAAUAAGAAAUAGAAUAAGCGGUCAUAUCUUGGCGACGCAAAUCGAAAACAGAAGACGACAGCGUCUGAAAGACUUGGAAGAAGAAUUUUCACUUGAGCGGGAAAUGGUGGAAGCCGAUCGUCUUGCAGAACAGCGGGAUAUACAAAAACGGAGUCUGUUCUUGGAACAAAUGCGUGAUGAUAUGAUCCGAGCCAUGGCAGAACAAAGAACGGGGGACACUCCUCGUCAUCGGGCAGAACUGGCAGAGAAAGAAGAGUCAAGGCGGCUCAUUGAAGAUAUUGUUGCCGAAGAAAACGAACGUAUUAAAGCAGAGCAAGAAGCCAAGCGGCACAAAAGAGAAAAGCUGAACAAAGAGUACCUGGAAUUUAUCGCAAGCCACCAGGAUAAGCGCGACGGAAAAGCCGAGGCAGAAGGUGCCCUUCUGAAGGAGUUGGAGAAACAGCGUAAAAUAUUGGAUAAUCGAAGGGAUGAGGAGAUACGUCGGAGAGUGGCCUUAGUUAACAAACGUAUUGAAGCACAAGAGGCAGUUGGUGCCUAUACCAGCGCAAUUCGAGAAGCCAAGGAGCAUCAGCUAACCGACUACUUGGAUGCUAACGAGACGAUUGCAAUGGCGACAGACACUUUGUAUGAGUACAAUAAGACUGAGAACCAUUUUGGAAAUAAGGUUGAAAGUGCAAAAGAAAAGCGUGAGGAGCUGGACCGGCUGGCUGAAUACAGACGACGGGUGAAAGAGGAAGAACUUGAGGAGGAGCGUGAGCUCGAGAGACGAAAUGCGGAAGCAUGGAAAAAGGAAAAGGAUAGAAUUGCAGCAGAACAGCUGGAAAAGAAAAGAAGAGUUCGGGAAGGUAUUAUGGAACACAUGGAGAAAAGAAGGCAGAUUUUGGCCGAAGAAGCUCGUAAACAACGGGAAGAGGAUGAACAAAUAAAGCGUUACCAAAAACAACGGGACGCUCGAGUGGAAACUGAGCGCAAAGCCAUGUUGACUGAAUAUGCAGACUUUCUUGAUUUUUUUGUAAAAUGCGAACCCAAAAGUGAGGUUGGAAAUGAUCAGAAGCAGUAACGAAUCAUAAACUAACGCGCAAAUCUGGUAAUCAGUGGGGGAAACGAUCAAAUUUGUUACGCAUAUGUUCAACCUGGAAUGCGAAUCUUAUUUAUUCAAUCAAGACUUACCGUACAUACAACGAUAGCCAAUAUACACUGGGAGAUGUAACCGAUUGCGGUGAUCGACACUCAGCUAAAGGAUCACGCAAGGAAAUAAAG